This is a messenger RNA of Photinus pyralis (common eastern firefly), 692 nucleotides long. RefSeq lists its product as uncharacterized. NCBI's taxonomy places the organism in Eukaryota, Metazoa, Arthropoda, Insecta, Coleoptera, Lampyridae. The record is from RefSeq and is a predicted model, not a curated record. Bases 50 to 643 code for a protein of 197 amino acids. The transcript is spliced from 3 exons.
CUAAAAUCAGUUGCACUCAAACUAAGUACUUACCUUAAGAAGCACGCUCAUGGUGACUUUAAUCCUUUUUGCUCUUGGUAUCGUUCUGCAAUACCCAGCUGCUUCAACAGAAAGCUGGGGAGUUUGUCACCAUGACCAAUGUGUCAACAAAUGCCAAGAGUAUGGGUGUCUGUAUGCAAAAUGCAAGGAUCUUUACUGUCUCUGUGGCAAAUGUGGACAAACAAUAGCCUCAGUAUUAGACUACAAAAAUCAACGUGUAUGUGACCAGGUUUUCAGCAAAGAACAAUGUGAAAGACUGUUAACAGACUGUUCGAAUGACGAAUGUACAAGCUUGUGCACUCAUCUACUUUGCAAUAUCGCAACGUGUGAGCCUAGUCUCUACUUGGAUUACGACACUAAUACAAAACUAUCCUCAUGCACUUGUGAUGAAUGUCUCUUAGGAAUGUCAACAGAAGAAUCUUCACAAGCCAUAAAUGUGCAAGUAAGUGCUGAACACGCUACUACCCAGGAGCCCACGACCACUGAUGGAAUUGAAGCUACAACUAGCAACAAUAUGCGUAUGGUUCAACCUCCUGCUCAGAAACCUAGGUCAAUCUCCUUUAACAUGACACAGUUUGCAAUACAACUGCAGUAUAACUUUUAGAUAUUUAUACUCUUAUAUACAAAGAUAAAAUGAUGUUUACUGCAAUGAA